Arxiozyma heterogenica is the source of this 954-nucleotide messenger RNA. RefSeq names its product Vab2p (gene VAB2). The coding region runs from base 1 to 954 and encodes 317 amino acids. The record is from RefSeq and is a predicted model, not a curated record. NCBI's taxonomy places the organism in Eukaryota, Fungi, Ascomycota, Saccharomycetes, Saccharomycetales, Saccharomycetaceae. The transcript has a single exon.
AUGUUAGGGAUUAUUUUGAAAGGUAAUAUACAAACAGAAGCUAUCAUAGGCCAAAGAGUCAUGACUGAUAGUGAUUUCAAACCUAUUCAGGGUAGUAAUGCACUUUAUUCUUUAAAAAAGGAAAUUAUAAUACCGAAAUAUACCACAACAACCUAUAACUCUAUCUUUCAGCAGGUAAAGAAUGAAUUGAAACAAGUUGAAACUGAUAUAGUACAUAUCUUUAAUACUAUUUCAACUGAUAUACAUUGUGAAAUGAAACAAGAGGAAUUAUUAGAUUUGAAGUUAAAAAGUACAUUGAAGCAUUUAAAACAUUCAUAUAAAAGGAUAUCGAAAUUAAGGAUCAAAAGUUCAAAAUACCAUUUACAAAAUGAUACCUGUAUAUUUUCUAAGCAUUUAUACCAUAUGGAAAGUAGUAUUUCUAAAUUAGAAAAAGAGUUAAAAAACCUACAAGAAGUAUCUAACAGCAUUAUAAACAACAUCAUAAUCAUCAACGAUAAUUUCAUUAAACAAAACAAUAUGCCAAUGGUAACUUUAAAAAAUUAUACAGAAUCCCAAUACCCAAUACUAUUUAAAUUAAUCAAGCAAAAAAACCCUAAGAUAAUAACACAACAGACAAAAACUCAGUUUCAUAAUUAUAAUUAUAUGAAUUUUGAAUUAGGCAGUGAAGAGAAUUCUUUACAUGGUCAAACUGAAAGCGCCAAUGCUGAAAUAUCUUCUUCAAAUAAUCCAAAAGGAUAUGUAAAUCUACACAAGAAUAACACAACAAAUACUCCAAAGUUUGUUACUGAUAAAGGUAGUAUAUCUAAUCCUUAUUUUAAUGCAACAAACUCUAAACUUAUACCGCCUUUUUUAAAGAUAAGGCCACAUCCAUCGACCUAUACAACGUUGCAAAAUAUACAUGGCGAUUAUAGCGAUAAGAGUAACAAAUAUUGUGAAAAUUCAUCUGAUAUUUGA